AUCUAGAACCAUCGAAACAGUACAAAAAGAGAAUAAUCGUUCACUGUGGCCUCAAAGUUGAUAUGAAGACAUCUUUACCGUUUCGUCUCACGAUCUGAAUUUUCGCUGAAUUCUUGACCUGGGGAAAAAACAAAUUGUUAAACUUAGCUGUACGAUUGAUACUGACAACAUACCUACCUGCUUGGACCCUGCUUGUGAGAAAAGGUCACUGAAAAGGAAGCAAGGCUAAUCGAGUUUUCGGGUCAACUAAACUAAACUCUAAAACAAGAAUAAAUAUGUCAAUGCUCAAAGCGUUUGCUAAAGAAAUGUUUACGAACGACRCUGGAAACGAGGAGGAAGACAAAUACUUAGGAUUCAACAUGAAGGAACAGCUUUUUCCAGAUCGUAAAGGAUGUGRUUGGACAUUUCUUCGUUUUCUCAUCGACACUCUUUUCAUUCUGUCUUAUCUCGUUCUUUCUAUCAUCUUCAUYUCUUUCUUUGUUUCUGCUCUCGCUUUCAGUCUCAGCUUAUCACUGGACAUGACCUUUGAGAUGCUGUCUCCAGUGGGCUCCACGCAGUCCAAGAAGAACAUCAUCUCAGUUUGCUUGUUCUUUCUUCUUUGUUCUGUUCUCGUCCUUGUUUCUCUGAUGCUUUCCCUUUUCUGGGAAGUUCUCAAAGCCGUUCUCCUCAAGAUUUCCAUCAAGUACAAUAUUGCUCGAGUAGUGCUUCUUUUGCUUAUAGUAGUGACCAGUGGAGUCUGGGCCGGCGUAGUUCCACCCGUGGACUCACAAGUCAAUUUUGCGGACUUUUUUCAAUACAUCUCCGUAGUAGUUUGGGUUACAGCCUUUGGGUUGUCAGUUCUUGGAUCACUACUUUUGAUCGUCUUUGUCUUUACGCAUUCUGUCAAGAACAAGAAGAUUCUAUGUGUUCAUGUCUGUAUUGCUGUGAUGUUCGUGGUUUUCUCUGUCAUCAGUCCUAUUGCAUUCGGCAUCAUCACUGAUUCUUCAGUUGGUAUCAUCGCAUUUGUGUUAUUGUUACCGCUUUUCACUGCCUUUGUCGUUAUCUAUGCUUACAUCAGAGGUAAAAUGAAAGACCGGAACAAGUACAUCUUCAACAAGUAUCCUUGUCUCUUGUAUCUUAUUCUUUUCUUGCUGACUGUAACUAUUUUUACUUCUGUAAUGAACGCACCGACUGGUUGUGGUAGUCAAUGCGAGAAGGAGCUUAAGCAAAAUGCGUCCACAAUCAACAGACAAACAUUCCUAAAACAACGCUACCAAAUCUGCACCCAAAGAUGGACCUCAAAGAUGUUCAAUAUUGCUGACAUGGCUUUCUUUGCAAACCUGACGUACAACAGACAAGUUGUUAAACCCAAUUCCACAGCAAUACAGCAACUUGCUAAUGACUUCUUUAAAACAAGAAGCAUGACUUGGACGGUGAAGUACAUCUCCAGUUCCAUGCCAUAUUUCAUUCAUUUACAAACUGGAUUUGUUCACGUUAUCGGUAUUCGUGGAUCCAAAAACACGUUGGAGUUUGUAGAAAGUGCAAAACUGUGGGAUGAAACUGCUGUGCUGCAAUCCCUCGCGUUGGUUUUCCCCAUUCUUCAGAAUCUACCAAUCAAAUUCAAAGCAGAAUACGUCUCCAAAAGCUCCUUUAUCAACAAAAUCUUUCACGCGGGCUCCAACAGCCAUUUCUUCCAAUCUAUCGAGGAUUACGUCAAACAAGUCAAGAACACGAGUGAUGUGGUACUUGUUGGACACUCUCUUGGAGGCGGCAUCGCCAAGAUCAUCGGAGCCCGCCAAAAAAUAUCCGCUGUUGCUUUUUCAAGCCCUGGAAUUGGGAACAGCUAUAUCAAGUUUGGAUUCUCUCUUCAAGAUGCCAUGAAGUUUGUAGUGACCAUCGCUCCAGAUGGGGAUGUUAUUCCAAUGGUCGAUCAACUGUAUGGCCAGGUCCAGACUAUUCGAUGUACUGGAGAGAAUUUCGUACGGUGUCAUCUCAUUUCAAGAACGUAUUGUGAGUUACAAUUUGGAUGUGGAAUCUUAGUGCCCGGAUGUGAAUCUAUUAUUUAUACCCAGCAAUAAUUAAAUAGACCAUAUAUCCAUGAAAAACGUUGUAAGAAAUUGCAAAAAUUAGUAAGUUCAAUAGACAUCAGCAGACCAUAGGUCUACAAAACUUUGCACUAUUUUGUACAAUUU
Molecule: messenger RNA, 2171 nt
Organism: Actinia tenebrosa (Australian red waratah sea anemone)
Lineage: Eukaryota; Metazoa; Cnidaria; Anthozoa; Actiniaria; Actiniidae
Biological process (GO): lipid metabolic process
Source: RefSeq, a predicted model, not a curated record